UUUGUUUUGUUUCCGUACAUUAUCAGUUACAUAUAUCUUUCUGGUUUGUAAUGCGCUAAGGCUCACACACAUUAACCAGCUGGAAACUACUCUUCCAUGCAUUCAUGUCGAUUAUUGAUUGCACACUUAAAUAUAUAUUCGUAGAACCAAGAAGCUAUAGGAGUGGUUUCAGAUGUGAAGCCAAGAAUUUAAGUGGUGAGGCUGUUGAGAAGAGCAAACCUGAAGGGCUCUAUAUUGAGAAAAAUUUAAGUGGUGAGGUUGUUGAGAAGAGCAAACGUGAAGAGCUUCAUAUUGACAAAAAUUUAAGUGGUGAAUCUGUUGAGAAGCGCAAGCAUGAAGGAUUUUAUAUUGACAAAGAUGGCAAAUGGAGAAGCUUUGAACCAAAGAAGUUGUCUAGGAAACGAUGUGGUUCUUUAAGAGGACGAGGAUGGAAAUAUGGAUCCGGUUUUGUUGAUGGAAUUUUUCCAGUACUGAGUCCCAUUGCUCAGCAAAUUUUGGACUUUUCCCUGAAUGACCUGGAUCCCAAUCAACUUUGGCGUUCUCUUGAUACUCUCCCUGCCACUUAUACCACAUGGGAUGAUAUCAUCAAUGUAGUUGUUCAGCUUCGGCUAAAUAAAAAGUGGGACUCGAUUGUGUUGAUAUGUGAAUGGAUCUUGCACAAGAGCUCCUUCAAACCAGAUGUAAUGUGCUACAAUUUGCUUAUAGAUGCUUAUGGGCAGAAAUCACUGUGUAAGGAUGCAGAAUCUGCAUAUUUAGAACUUAUUGAAAGCCGGUGCAUCCCCACUGAAGACACUUAUGCCCUUCUUCUAAAGGCCUACUGCAAAUCUGGGCUACUAGGGAAAGCUGAAGCUGUAUUUUCUGAAAUGCGAAAAUAUGGUCUUCCCCCAAGUGCAGUUGUCUACAAUGCUUUUAUUGAUGGAUUAAUGAAGGGAGGAAACCCUCAAAAAGCAGAAGAGAUCUUCCAAAGAAUGAAGAAAGAUUGCUGCGAACCAUCUGUUGAUACUUACACAUUGUUGAUCAACUUAUAUGGAAAGAUGCCGUUUCCCUCAAUUCAGUUCGAUUGGACAGGAAAUAAAUCCUAUAUGGCCCUGAAGAUGUUUGAUGAAAUGAGAAGUCAAAAGUGUAAACCUAAUAUCUGCACAUAUACUGCUUUGGUGAAUGCAUUUGCUAGAGAGGGAAAUUGUGAGAAAGCAGAAGAAAUAUUUGAGCAGCUGCAAGAAGCUGGACAUGAGCCAGAUGUGUAUGCUUAUAAUGCCCUCAUGGAGGCUUACAGUCGUGCAGGUUUUCCUUAUGGGGCAGCCGAAAUCUUUUCACUCAUGCAGCACAUGGGGUGUGAACCAGAUAGAGCUUCAUUCAAUAUCAUGGUAGAUGCAUAUGGGAGAGCUGGUCUUCAUGAGGAUGCACAAGCUGUAUUUGAAGAGAUGGUGCGACUGGGGAUAAGUCCAACCAUGAAAUCCCACAUGCUACUUUUAUCCGCCUACUCCAGAACUGGCAAUGUUGCUAAAUGUGAAGACAUUGUGAACCAAAUGCAAAAAUCCGGGCUUGAACCUGACACAUUUGUGUUUAACAGCAUGAUGAACCUGUAUGGCCGGUUAGGCCAAUUUGGAAAGAUGGAGGAAGUUUUAGCUGCAAUGGAUAAAGGACCAUAUGUAGCUGAUAUCAGCACAUAUAACAUCUUAAUAAAUGUAUAUGGACGUGCAGGGUUUUUGGACAGAAUGGAAGAGCUUUUUCAGUCACUUCCCACAAAGAGUUUGAAACCUGAUGUGAUUACUUGGACUUCUCGGCUUGGAGCAUAUUCAAGAAAGAAACUAUACAAAAGGUGCUUUGAAAUUUUUGAAGAAAUGAUUGAUUCUGGUUGUUAUCCUGAUGGAGGCACUGCUAAAGUACUCCUCUCGGCAUGUUCAAGCCAAGAACAGAUUGAGCAGGCUACUACUGUAAUUAGAACAAUUCACAAGAAUAUGAAAACUGCUUUGCCUCUUUGAUGGAUGCUUGUUUUUAGGUUUAGAUCAAAGAAAUAGGUAUUACAGUUCUGUAGCCAGCAGGUUCCCCAAACAUUAUGGCCAUCUAUUUGUAUUUCAAUGAAAGUUUUCAUUUAGAUAAAGAGAUAAAGUUAAAACCUGUAAAAACCUUUCUACUUGUUAAAUACUGCUGUUAGAUAGCAAUCAACAUUGCAUUCUUGCAUUGCUUUACUGUAGAGUGUAGCGGAUAUAGUUCUUGAAA
Quercus lobata is the source of this 2220-nucleotide messenger RNA. RefSeq names its product Tetratricopeptide repeat (TPR)-like superfamily protein. Gene Ontology annotation, cellular component: chloroplast. Gene Ontology annotation, biological process: mitochondria-nucleus signaling pathway; chloroplast-nucleus signaling pathway. The transcript has 9 exons. Bases 105 to 1982 code for a protein of 625 amino acids. Gene Ontology annotation, molecular function: protein binding. Lineage: Eukaryota; Viridiplantae; Streptophyta; Magnoliopsida; Fagales; Fagaceae. The record is from RefSeq and is a predicted model, not a curated record.